UUAAAUUAAGAAUGAGUAUAUGUAUAAGCAAUGAAAACUCCAGAAUCACAAUCCUCCUCCUCUUAGGGCGUCGGCCUCGAUCUCUCCCUUUUACUACACAAAAUAUUAAGCUCAUUUCGAGAAAACAAUAAUUAAAUUCCAAAACGAAUACUAAAAAAAAUGAAGCAAAAGAAUAACCGCCUUUUCUUUUCUCUCGUCUUUUCGUCAUCACUUACUCGGUCGGUACUCUUUUGUUUCUGGUGUCCCGAACUCAAAUGGAGAACGGAAUCCCCCGCCGCUCAGUCUCUUUUGUUUCUGCCGUGCUUUUGUUUCUCCCGUCUCAUCUUUUGAUCAGGUACACACUCUUUCCUUGUUGCGCCUUUCUUUUCCACCGCCACCGUGAUCUCCACUCUGAUCGUCAACUCCCUCUGCUCCUCCGUCGUGAAAAGAUGCCACCGCCGCCGCCUCCAAACAACACUACAAAUGAUGAUUCGAUUACCACCACCGUCGCCGCCCCUCCUCCACCCGGCGCCGAUGAACACCUGCAGUCGAUUCUAGCCUCCGCUCGGCCAUUCCUCCGCGGCGAGCUCGAAUCGGUGGACGAGAACCUGCCCCGGCUCCUCGCCGUCCUGCGCUCCGUCGGCGCAGGGGAGUGCUGGCACAAGCACGGCAGCUUCCUCGACCACCUCCUCCACACCUACCGCAUCCUCAAGCUGUGGGGGGCUCCAGACGCCGUCUGCCUCUGCGGCCUCUUCCACUCCGCCUAUUCCAACGCCUACGUCAACCUCGCCAUCUUCGACCCUUCCACCGGCCGCGACGUCGUCAGGGCGCACGUCGGCGACGACGCAGAGAGCCUGAUUCACCUGUUCUGCGUCGUCCCCCGGCACUCCCUGAUCCACGACGACCUCCUGUUCAAGUACCGCGACGAAACCGAGCUCCGCGAACAUCUUUCCCAAUCGGAGAUUUCCCUGCGGAAGGCCAAGGAGAAGGGGGAAUUCGAUGCAGGGGAGGCGUGGAGGGUGAAAUUGAACUCAAUUUUGCCCAGAGAAGGGGUGAAGGUAAAGCACAUCAAGACCGGAGAGAGGAUUUGGUUGUCGAGAAGAGUUUUGGCGGUGUUUUUGUUGAUGACGAUGGCCGAUUUCAGCGAUCAAUUGUACGGAUUUCAGGAUGCGAUGUUCGAAAACUCCGACGGGAGGUUGGAGUUCUCCGGGGACAAUUACCUAGCUCUGUGGCCUGGAGACGGCAGGCCUGGGCUGUGGAUCAACUCGGUCUCGAGGAUGGGCGCUGUUUACUCGUUGAUUGUGAGGGAGGAGGAGAUUGUCGAGAAGGAGAUGGGAAUUAGGGUUUCGGAUGAUGCGACGGCGGAGGUGGAGCUGGUGGUGCCGCCGGUGCUGGAGAGAUGUACGAAGGUAGUGGGGACGAAGGAGCAGAUGGAGGCGCGGGAGCUGUACUGGGAGGCGAUCGCCGGCAAAUGCAAUGGAUCGGGGUCGGAGUUGAAGGAGGCGGAGGAGUUGCUGGUGAGGAGCGUGGAGAAAAAUGGUGUGGUAGGGGAGCCGCGCGUGGUGCUGGCGCAGGUUUAUCUGAGUGGAGGAAGGUUCGAGGAGGCGGAGAGGGAAGCGGCGAUUGGGCUGAAGCUGAUUUUGGAGUGGGGGAGCGCGUGGGAUAAGCGGAUGUCUUGGGAAGGUUGGGUUGCUUGGGCCAGGAUUCUGCUGAUGAAGGCUAAAGAGAAGUUCUGGCCCAACACCGCUUGGGGCGUCUCCAAUUUGGGCCUCGUCAGGUAGACGUGAAAUUCCUCGCCGCAGGCAGUAUCAUCCCGGCGCCUGGUGAACCCAAAAUGUGAUAGUUUCUGGCCUUUGGUAAGUUAAGUUUGCAAUAAUCCAAGAACGAAAAUAAUGAUGAAGUGAAAGUUAUAUAAUAAUAUUUGGCUGCAGAUAUUAAUAAGGAAAAAUCUAGAAAUUGAAACAAAAAAUAAAGAAAAGAAAAUGAAAUGUUGUAUGUGGU
Messenger RNA from Linum trigynum, 1980 nucleotides. NCBI's taxonomy places the organism in Eukaryota, Viridiplantae, Streptophyta, Magnoliopsida, Malpighiales, Linaceae. The record is from the annotation of a GenBank genome assembly.